AUGCAGCCUUUCACCCAUCUUGUCACCGCCACCCUGGCCCUGGCCAUCACCUGCAAUGCAGCCGCCAUGCCUCGCAUUCAAGACGGCCUUGUCACUAUCACCGUCACUGCGACCGGCGGCCCGGCCGCCGCUGCGCCGGAGCCGACCCCGGCACCUACUACCAGCCUCAAGUGCGACGAAGCCUACUGCGAGGACGGCAUCUCGUGGUGCAUGUACUGGGGAGGCAUGACGGCCUGGGACUUCACCAAGGGCGGACCUGUCCCCGGAGAGAUCCGCACUUCGGUCGGUACCUGCGCUCCGCAGAGUGCUUAG
Messenger RNA from Thyridium curvatum, 312 nucleotides. RefSeq lists its product as uncharacterized. The record is from RefSeq and is a predicted model, not a curated record. NCBI's taxonomy places the organism in Eukaryota, Fungi, Ascomycota, Sordariomycetes, Thyridiales, Thyridiaceae. The transcript is spliced from 2 exons. Bases 1 to 312 code for a protein of 103 amino acids.